Molecule: messenger RNA, 645 nt
Organism: Dendroctonus ponderosae (mountain pine beetle)
Lineage: Eukaryota; Metazoa; Arthropoda; Insecta; Coleoptera; Curculionidae
Cellular component (GO): membrane; endoplasmic reticulum
Molecular function (GO): protein-macromolecule adaptor activity
Source: RefSeq, a predicted model, not a curated record
AUUUGAAUGAAAUAAUCAGCAAAAGAACAAUUCUCAACUUCACGCCAACCUCGAUCAUGGAUGUCGAUUGUAAGAUAUUGUAUGCCUUUAGAGGUUGGAUAGGCUUCGUAGCAUUUAUGGAUUUAGGAAUAACAGCGAAAAGCUUUAUAGAGGGAAGAUCUUUCCUAACCAAGAGUCUGCUGGAAUACAAGGCUGAGGAACAUACCAUAUCUAGAAUUUUAGGCAUGUUUGCCCUACUAAAAGCGGUAGUUUUAAUUUACAGCACGUUGUACAUUCAUUGCAAGCCUGUAGUCGAUUUGGGUAGAUGGUCGUUGGCCAUUGCCAUUCUACUCUAUUUUAAUGAGACAUUUUGCCAUCAUGCCUCCACCUUGAACCCGACAGUAAUCUUUCCCUGUGUCCUUAAUAUAGUCACGUUGAUGGGAAUGCUCUACUUGCCGGACAAAUUAGAUAUAUGGGGAUUGCGAAUAGGGGGUGUAGAGGACAAUGAUCAAUUGCUGAAGCAAAUUGGAAAUGUGAGAAGGCGAAAGCCUAUUAAAAAGCUUUGAGUGACUGAGUUGGAUGCUCACUUUGAUUUACAUUCAAAGUAAUAUACAUAUUUAAAAAAUCGUUACCAUGUUAAUAUAAAUACCAUUUUAUGGCAAACUA